AUGCUGUCAAGACGGGUUAUCCUGAAGUUUCUUGGGAAGACAUCUUCAAGGAGGAACGCUUCCAACAUUUGGCCUUCGCGAAUCACAAAUCCCGAGUACAGUGAGAGGCGGCAACGACUGUUAGAGAAACUUAUCAGCACCUUGAAACCAGGGGGUUUUGUUUCGAGAGCUUCAAUUGAUUCAUUCACGAGACUUCAGAGAAAAACGUUUUGGUUGUUUUGAAGGGCGCGGAAAGAUUUUUCAUCGCUCCAGACGUGCCCAACAGUUUUCGCCAGUGCAGUCAUUUUCGGUUCUCAUCAUUUUUCUAUUGAACUUCCAUUUGAACUGAGGAGUUUUUUGACUUUUUUAACCAACGGAAGUAGAAGGUGAUAUCUUUAUGUAUAUAGUAUUUUUUACGUUUAUAAUGAUGUUUAUGUAUUCAUCGAAACUCAUGAUAUUCACGACUAUGAAGGACGAAUUUUUCCGUUUGGUUGUUACAAACACAUGACCCUGUAUUUUCCGAGUAAUGGAGUAUGCAGGUAACCUACUUAAUACAUGGUAGUUUCUUUUCCGAAUUUUCUUUUACAACUUCGAAUUAAAAUUUGAAAAAAGUUUGAGCAAAAAGCGGCUGUGGAUUCAAAUUCGGGUGGAGAAUAUAUUUUUCAAGCAAUUUGUAUUAUGAUUUUUAAACGUUAAACUUAAAGUGCUUUCUUCCACGUUUAUCAUUUAUACAAAAUAAAGGCACAUUUCGUGUUUUUCAGAUACCUGACGGGUGUGACGUCACCCGGUUGCUACUACAUAAUGUCGGCACAGGUAGACGACGAUCAACCCAAAGAACAGCAGCGGAUUUUGGUGGCCGACCGUCGGACGGCCGUGGAGGAACUCUGGGAAGGACAACUGCCGUCGGAGAGCGACUGGGCGUCGACUGCGCAGUUCAGCGACUUGCAGCCCUCAAAACAGCUUCCGGCGGUCCGCUUCACCUCUGCUCGAGAUUGGGCGCGAGAUUAACUUUCGACAGCUUGAAUGCUUUCCGUUGAACGAAUGAAAUAGAAAUUGAACUGAGUUCUAAUUUGCCCGAAAAGUUUGUGCCCAAUCUCGGCUGAUAGAAACGAAGUUUCUCUCUUUUUUCUUUCAGGUUCUGGAAAAGUUAUGCGACCAACAGACCGCCGUUUUCGUCAGCGAGUCUGCGAGUUCUGCGAUAUCUGCUAUUGUAGGCAAAAAAUGCUUCUCCCUCCGAAGUCUUGCGCCAUUUGUACGUUUCGUUCGUCCGAAUUUUUUUUUCAUUUAUUUUGCUCCCUUUAUUAAUAGCAAAUUUUCGAGAAAGAUAGUUUACUGCACUUUUUACUCUGAACUUUCGAUUGACUUGUGUAUACUUCAGGUUGACCAGCUUCGAUUGACAAAAUCUUCCAGUGAAAUGGACUCAAUGAGAGACGUCUGCACUUUGGGAGCACAGGUUGAAUUAUUUAUUUUUUCUUUCGAAUUUUUCUUUUUGAUCGUUUCCUUAUUUGAAGUGAAAUGAAAUAAUUACCAAAAAUAGAAAAGCGACAGAAAUUUCGCUUGCAGACAAUGUGUGCGACGAUUGCUAGCAGUAGAAAUACUCACAUGGAGAAUGCUAUUGUUGGAUUAUUGGAGUAUGAGGGCCGCAGGUAUGAUGAAAAUUUUAUAACGUCCUUAGUUACUGUUGCAAGGAAUCUGAAUCAAUCAUUAAAGUCCUUUCUUAAAGCCAUUGGUGGGAUAAUCGUGGAAAAAUUUUUUUUUUUGCAGUUCCAGGAUUUUUUCCGAGUUAUCAGCACAAGUAGGACCGGCUCUGCUCAUUAAAAGAUAUCUUUUUAGUAGUCAGUUUUCAAAUUCCUUUAAAAAAAUCUAUAGGCCGUAUUCAAAUGCAAUAUCUCUUAGUAUGCAGUUGUGAGUUCAAAAAAGAGUUCAGUCAGAAGUGAGCGAGCGAAGAUAAUCAUCAUCAAUAUUUAUUGGUUGUUUUAGUCAGAUGAUGGGGAAAUACUUUGUCCACUUGAACUGCGACUUGAGAGUUCGAAUUUUGAUAUAUUUUUGGAUUGAAGGAGAGGCUCCGAGAAGCAGGCCUAUCCUCCAGUCGUGGCUUCGGGUUCUCGCGCCAACACCAUUCAUUACCUCGAGGCCAACAACGACAUCCAUCCCAAGUAGGACUUGCAGAGAUCUCGAGUGACUAUUCUCAUUCAGCGACUGCGUUUUGGUCGACGCGGGCUGUGAUUUGAAUGGCUAUGUGUCGGAUAUUACAAGAUGCUUUCCGAUUUCAGGAAAGUGAGUUGGUUUUUUUUCGAAAAGUACAUUUUUUCAACUGAUAAUGUCUCUAAUAAAUUUUUAGUGCAUAAAUCAAAAUCAUAUUUUAUAAUAAAUUUAUUUUACAUUUACGGAACUCCCGCCCUACUAAGAAAAAAAGGUUCUUUUUAUGAGGGGGGAAACCAUAAGAAGUCUUACGAGAAAAGUUAAUCGUGCAGAUUAAUAUCACAAUUUUCUAGCUGGAACGAUCAUCAAAGGUCAUUGUACGAGGCUCUUUUGUUCUGUCACGAGCAGCUCAUCGAAUAUGCGGCUUCAAUGGAGAAGGUGAACAAAUUGCAUCUCGCAAGAAUUAUCAGAAUUGAAGGUGCGACUGAGUUAUCUUUAUCGGAGAAUGAUGGAGCUGCUGGCUGCUAGCAUGGGCGAACUGGGGCUGAUUCGUCAAGGGGAUAACGCCUCCAUGCUCAAGGUUCCGGGUGACCUCAGCCGAGUGUUGAAGGACUUUUGAGGCGGCCGAAAUGCUCUGUCCGCACCACGUCAGCCAUUAUCUGGGAAUGGACGUGCACGACACGCCGUCCGUCAGUCGCGACAUUGAGUUGCCGUCCAACGUUUGCUUCACCAUCGAGCCUGGUCAGUCUCGUAGCUCCUAAUCGACUUGCCGAAACAUCUGAAGCUUCCCUUUGUUGAAAAGAGCUCAGCUAAAUGUUUGAGAACGUUUUUUUGACGGAAACCUCACUUUGCACAUUCUGUCUUAACAUUCUGAGAAAUGAGAAACGAGUUGAGGCGUCUACGUACCGCUGGACUGGCCCAGAAAGGAAUGGCGCGGGAUCGGCUUCCGAAUCGAAGACGACGUUGCAACGCUAGCGGGAGGCGGCUGCGAACUUCUGACAUCAUCUGUUCCACGGUCGACCCAACACAUCCAACAGCUCAUGAAUCAAUGGCACUAA
Molecule: messenger RNA, 3179 nt
Organism: Caenorhabditis auriculariae
Lineage: Eukaryota; Metazoa; Nematoda; Chromadorea; Rhabditida; Rhabditidae
Source: the annotation of a GenBank genome assembly